This is a messenger RNA of Entamoeba invadens IP1, 312 nucleotides long. RefSeq lists its product as hypothetical. The transcript has a single exon. The coding region runs from base 1 to 312 and encodes 103 amino acids. NCBI's taxonomy places the organism in Eukaryota, Evosea, Mastigamoebida, Endamoebidae. The record is from RefSeq and is a predicted model, not a curated record.
AUGAAUUUGUCACAUCAGUUAGUUGCGGUGAAUGUGAUGAAGUACUCCCAGUCACCGGGCACACCAAUCGCUGGCUUUUCAAUUACAAACUUUUUUAACGUUAUUUCCAGCCAACGCUAUUUGUGCUUGUGUGAUGCAAAUGCCCAACUUCCUUUGAUUCCAAAGAAGUGCAUUUUGUUCUCGCUGAUUACAAUUCUCCACUCCUGUUCGUUCGAAGCACUUGGCGCAAAUCUGAUCUUUUCGAGUAUUUUGAGAGUGAACUUCUCUGGUGCGUUUUCCAUGUUGUAUUUGGUCUUUGCAUUUCGAAUGUAA